Closterium sp. NIES-65 is the source of this 1812-nucleotide messenger RNA. NCBI's taxonomy places the organism in Eukaryota, Viridiplantae, Streptophyta, Zygnematophyceae, Desmidiales, Closteriaceae. The record is from the annotation of a GenBank genome assembly.
AUGCAUUUUCGCCUGCAAGAAACCCCCAUUAAGCGACAAUUACCCGAUCUGGACGCGGAUGUCCUUCUGUCUAUAGCGCGUAUGACGGGUCACCCUCUCCGAGCCAUCGCCGUCCUCGCCGCCUGCUGCACGCGGCUCCGCCGUCUCGCCGAGACCGACCUCUGGCCCCUCUAUUGUCACACCCGCGCGCAAGAUCUCGUCCGAGAUAUUAACGCGCAGCCGGAGGAGGCGAAACGGCGGCGAAACGGCGGCGGGGACAGCGGCGAGUCGACUCGCCCGAUGAGCCUUUCCAACCGAAAACUCCUCGGGUUACCAGCCGCCGCUCUUUCGCCGAAGCUUCUCAGCUACUCGCCCGGUAUUCUCGAGGUGCCGUUCAGCCUGCUGAACCCGCGAAUUAAGGAGCUCCUGGAAAAAGUCGGCCAAUGGUGGUCCGACGGAUACUUUGACGGAGACGACGCGAGCCGCUGUUCCGAGAUUUUCAUGCAUGAUCACCGGAGCAGGAGCGCGUGGCGCAUGUGUAAGCGCGCCGCGUCGCGCGUUGCGUGGGUGCCUGUGAUCGCCGUGCUCGUGCCGAUCGUCGUGGGGUAUUUCGCAUGCGUCUUCGUGAAGCGGACAGCGCGGACCGCGCGACGUGUGGCUGUAAGGGGAGGGAGGAGGCUGGCGAGGAGGGUUGGGGAGACGACGAUGGGGAGGGUGGGAGGGAGGACGAUCUUGAGAAUUGGAGAGAGAGUGGGGUGGUGGAGGGAGGAUGAGGCGGGGGAAGGAGGGCAAGGGAUUGACAUUGAGGCAAAUUUGAGCGGCCCGGGAGACGCGGAUUGGGAUGGGAAUGUGCGAGGAAACGGGAAUGCCGCAGAUGAUUUUGUGGAGCGUUAUGGGCGCAUGUGGGAUGAGAUUGACGGUGGUGAUGUGGAUGAUGUUGGUGGUGAUGGCGAUGGUGAUUCUAAUCAUGCGGUUGUCGGUGUUCCUGACGAGGAAGCUGAUGAUGCUGCUGAUGCUGCUGUGGAUGGUGCGGCUGGUGCUGCUGGUGCUGGUCUUGAAGGUGAUGGCGAUGCUGCAGAGCGAGGCGCUCAGGAAUGGUGGGAAGUGGGCGGAGGGAGAGCCGCAGCAGACGAGGGAACAACAGCGGAAGAGAGAGAAGCAUUUUUGGUAGCCAUGGCGUCGCGCGUGGGGAACAAGAAGAGUCUGGGUCUUAUGGGGCAUGUGGACGAGAUGUGCCUUCUCUCCCCCUACCUCCUCGCGGAUCUCUUCCCCCCCUCGCUGCUCUCCACCUCCUCCGCUGCUUCCUCGUGCUCCUCCUUCCCGCGCUGCACUAGCUCGAGACGACGUGAGGGGCAUCAGCAGCAGGAGCAGCAGGAAACUCAUGAGACGCAGGAGACGCAGGAGCAGCAGGAGCAGCAGGAGCAGGAGAAGGAGAUCCAGGAGGAGGAGGAGGAGGAGGAGGAGGAGGAGGAGGAGGAGGAGGAGGAGGAGGAGGAGGAGGAGGAGGAGGAGGAGGAGGAGGAGGAGGAGGAGGGGUCGAGUGAGGGGGAGGGGGAGGAGGGAGAGGGGGAGGCAGGGGCGUCGUUUGCUGUGAUGGAGCCAUCGUUGAACAUGUGGGACAUCUCUGUCUGCCGAGGCUUCAUCGAUGCGUUCCAGCGCACCGAGCUGUAUCGACAGCUGGCAGCUCGCUCUGCUGCUGCCGAUGACCAUGGCAAAUGUCCCUUCUGCUGCUGCAAGGUUUGGAACGCAUUGGACACGCUUGCAGACAUGGGCCGCAUGCGGGCUUUUAGCUUUGCGAUAUGUGAACAUGGCCACUUCUGCGGAUUAUUUAAA